AUGGAGCGUGUUGUGAAUCCUGGACCGACUGAUCAUACACUUCUUCUCUCUCAGCAUGAGCAUAAAUCAGAAUUGUUAUGGAAAGGUGAGAUAUCAUUUAGUAGCCUUAUGAGGACGGUGCACAUGAAUGAUGCUUGGAAUUUAUUUCGUUUGCAUCGACCUCGUGGACGUGUUGAGGAGAUCUUACGUAGGUCAGGACUGUAUGAUGUAGUUUGUGUGGGCAGGAAGCAGUAUGAUCGUGCGAUUGUUACAGCUAUGGUUGAGCGUUGGAGGCCAGAGACUCAUUGCUUCCACUUACCUUUUGGUGAGGUCACGAUUACAUUACAGGAUGUACAGGUCUUGUUUGGUCCAUGGCGUACUUUAUUAGAGACACUCACAGGAUGCGCCAUAGCACCUACUAAUAUGGAUGGUGCGAGCCGGGUGAGGAUACAUAGCAUUACCGGCUACUUGCGAGAUCAGUUACAAGUAGAUCUAAUUAGAGAUGCUACUAUAGUGGAGCGGGUUGAGAAGAUUCUUAGAUGUUACAUGCUUGUUAUAUUGGGGCAUCUUAUUUUCGAACACAUCAGGGAACCUUAUUAG
Molecule: messenger RNA, 579 nt
Organism: Solanum tuberosum (potato)
Lineage: Eukaryota; Viridiplantae; Streptophyta; Magnoliopsida; Solanales; Solanaceae
Product: serine/threonine-protein phosphatase 7 long form homolog
Exons: 1
Coding region: 1-579 (192 amino acids)
Biological process (GO): meristem development; meristem maintenance
Source: RefSeq, a predicted model, not a curated record